AUGACUAAUGGCCGCCAGAAAGUGUCACAACGGCCAGCAUUCAAAGAAGAUCUGCGUGGUGACAGAGAAACGGAAGCGUAUUGCAGGUGAGAUUCAGAGAAGACUUGUCAGUGCAAGUUUCAGGCCUGAUCUAUUGUUGGUUAUACAAAAAACAACCAUUCGAGAGAAACUCGCCGAGCACGGACAUUGCAGGAUAACCGCGUGUGUUAGUUGGUUCGAUUUGAGCAGAAUGAAAUCCUCGACAAAGUGAGACUCAGAGGAAAAGAAAAAUAUGAUGUUUAGGUAGGCAAAUGAUUCGUUUUUCAGCAAGCUUUGUGAUGAAAAGUUUGCUCAUUUCAGAGUGAAUGAAAGAUCGUUGGUUCUAGUUGCGUGUUCAUAAUCCGACAGGAACUAUGCAAUUAUUUGACACGGAGGACUAUUGUCUGAUGAUGCUAGUGGAUGUCAGAUGCUGAAAUCUUCUUGAUGAGGACCUACCCCUUUUGAUUCUAUUUUUCCGUGACGGUGCGAAGAAACACCAGGAUCCGGUAAUCCUACUUUUCAGAGUUUACUAAGUUAUCACGGUUGUCUCUUCUUUCAAAAUAGGGAGAAGAGAACUGCUGAUUGAUUCUCGCGGCUAAGAACGGAAACGGGACCAAUUAGCCGGGGGGCUUCCUUAGGAUGCCCUCAUGCUCAAAGAGAUUCCCGGUUUGCAGGUCGGAUAGAAAACACAGUUCUUCAACGUCUAUGUAAUGUAUGCGAAAAAGUUCUCCCGUGCAUCCGCCCGUCCUCCCUGUAUUCAGGUACUCUCCUCAGACCAGGGAUCUAGGCUAUCAAGCCAUUGCUUACUGACCAAAAGUUGGGAAAAAUUUUUUUUUCAAGUAACUGACCAAAAGAAAUUGUUGUCGCCGUGAUAUUUUUUCUUUCUUUUGAAAGGUGUAUAAUCUGUUUAUUUCGUAUUAAACUUUUUGCGGAAUGCUACCUCUAAUUUAGUGACGUCAAAGGUUUCAUCGUACAAGUGGGACCGUCUCUUGGGGUAAUGAAUUCACUCAUAGCAUCAAGUGGAAUGAAUUGAGCAUGUUUUGGCAAUCAUUUUGAUAUUAUAACUUGCCAAGUUUUGUCGAUUCGUCAGUGAACUACACUCACUGAAGUACUAUUGACAGUGCAUAAACGUUUGCAGCCGUGUUAGGGCAGCCGUGAUAUGUACCUCAUCAGCAGCAAGUGCGCUGGAUAGAGCAAUCCAAGAGGAUCAUUUUUAUACCAUAACUUGCCCCUUUUUCACUUUUUUUCGCUUAGCUGGACUUGCUGACUUUACAUCAAUUCGUUCACAUUUUAGUACGAAAAGCAGCAAGUCUAGCGCCGUAGCCAUGACAUAUACAUACCCAGCAGCAAGUGCGCUGUGUAGAACAAUCCUAGAGGAUCAUUUUGAUACCCUUACUUGCCCACUUUUGACUAUUUUUCGCUGAGUUAGACUUCCUGACUAAAUCUACCAGUUGCAACUGGUCGUUCCAAAAAAAUUACCAGUUGCAACUCGGGUAGAUUUAGUCAGCAAGUCUAACUCAGCGGAGAAUAGAUGAAAUCAUUCAAGUAAGGGUAUCAAAAUGAUCCUCUAGGAUUGUUCUACACAGCGCACUUGCUGCUGGGUAUGUAUAUGUCAUGGCUACGGCGCUAGACUUGCUGCUUUUCGUACUAAAAUGUGAACGAAUUGAUGUAAAGUCAGCAAGUCUAACUCAGCGAAAAAUAGAUGAAAUCAUUCAAAUAAGGGUAUCAAAAUGAUCCUCUUGGAUUGCUCUAUCCAGCGCACUUGCUGCUGCUAGAAUAUUUUCAACAUCCAGAGUGCUGCUCGCAGAGCCAAAGUUGGAAAAAUCAACUUUUCCAGUGUUUUUCAGAAACAUCCAGAAUUGUGCGCGCUAAGGAUUUUUUUGGGGUCGAUGAACACGUUCCCAAAAAAAGCAAGUGAAAUUAAUCAGCAUUCAUCCGACGGCACGCAUCUGAACUCAGAUAAUUUUUUUAGCAAGGGUGGGGCACGCGAGCGGCAAGUGGACAGCAAGUUGCUACGGUAGCAUAGGAUGAGCAUGUCAGCAGGAAAAAAAGUGGGAUGGGAAGGAAGCAAGGUUUUUUUGAGCGGCAUAGAAGCAGCCACGGUAGCAGGGUUCAGCGCGUAGCAUGCACGGAAUCGGCACCCUUUACAGCAUUUUUGCCGCAGAAAACGGCAUGCAUGCCGCUUCCAGUCGGCACCCAUGAAGAUUCUUGCGGCCGCGCUUCUGGCUGUUCUCAGACUUAAGAUGCGUGCCGUCGGACGAAUACAAUCAGUAUUUCACUUGCUUUUUUUGGAAACGAGUUCAUUAUAAUGUAAACUAACUAGGGUUGGCAGCGGGGCGCCCUCGCCCCCCGACCGGUUUUUUUCCAAAAUCGAGUAGGAAUUUUUUUGAAAAAGUUUUUCUCAACGCACGUUGAUAGUGAAUAAACUCAUUAAUCUACUAAAUUUUUUUCAGAAUUUUUAAUUACACUUUAAGGGGCCGGGGGCGAACGAGGGUGUGUGGGGCGCGGGGGCGCCCCGUUGCUAACCCUAAAACUAACAAAAUGACACAAAUAAGCACGCACGAAACAGCCAUAUUUCGAAAAAAGCUAAAUUACUAAAAGCUAGGUCAAAAUUCAUUUAAAAAAAGACCCUGCUUAGAGAGGCACUUGCUGACCAGCCGGACCUCGCUCACUGACCAGCAGGUGCUUCAGACCAUGGGACUUACUGACCACGGACCCCCCUGAGAGUUGGUCCUAGAUCCCUGCUCCGCAAUCAUCUUCCCGAGCACAAUGCGCACGGUGACGAACCCGAUCUGCUGUUGCUCUGCGCGACAGCGGACGGCGAGAAAGAGAGCACGCUUCUGGAAUUGGCGGUCGACGGGCAAGUCGAGGUCGAGCUGGUGUACCUUCCGAAAAUGAGAUACGAGGAGAAGGCGUGGAUCGCGACGAUCGAGCAACGAGAGACGAUUCUGGAGAUUAAGAGGAACGUGGCCGAGACGCAGAACAAGACGGAGGCGACGAGGGAGUCGUACGUGCCGUGCAGGAAAGAGUUUUUGGAAAUUGCCUCCGUUAGUUCUCGAAUAUUAUAGUUCUCCUAGUUCUCGAACUUUAACUACUUUCAGUUUUGGCCAAUCUUCCCGUUCAACAAGAAGUUGAGCCAGUGGGCGCAGAAACUCAACGUCGACGAAAAAAAGAUUUUAAAGAGAUGAACCUCUUCCAAAUCGCUCAUCUUGUCAUCAGUACGGACAGGAAAAAGCAAGCAGAAGACUCGAGUGAGUUCAUUUUUUUCGCCUUUUUUUGUACCGAGUAUCAAAGUUUGAAGUUUGCAGGCGGGAUCCCUGUGGAAAGAGCUUGUGGAGCUUGUGAAAGCAAAAGAUGCUGCACAAACGAAAGAGUUUAUCGCGAAGAACUGGCAGAUGAAGAUCGGAAACUAUACGAGCCAAUACGUGGUGAAUGCGCCGGAAGUUCGGGCGGAUCACAAACUUCUGUGGACCGGCCUGCCGCAGGGGCCGAACAACAAAAUGAACAGUCUCGUUGCCAUUAAGGCCGUCCACGAGUACCGAAUGCUCGCCGUCCUCCUCAAAACGCCUCCGCAAUGCUUCCUCGAACCGUACUACGAGGCGAAAACGUCUCCACCGCCGGGAACAAGGAUCUCCUAUCGGCACUACUGUCUGCUCCAUUCGCGAUGGGCUUGCGACAGUCUCGGAGGCCGAAUCAAUGAAUUGAGUGCGGCGGAACAGCAAAAGUUGUUCGACAUAAGCUUGACAAUGGAUACCGAUGAGCCGGAAUCCUGGCACGAUAUGUUCGUGCUCCUUUUUCCUUGA
Molecule: messenger RNA, 3821 nt
Organism: Caenorhabditis sp. 36 PRJEB53466
Lineage: Eukaryota; Metazoa; Nematoda; Chromadorea; Rhabditida; Rhabditidae
Source: the annotation of a GenBank genome assembly